AUGGCAUCCACGAUUAGUGACCUUCAAAUUGACUUCAACACAACCAAAGCGACUAACGGUUUGCGACUGGAGGAUUUCGUCGAAUAUAGGAUAUCUCUGAAAAUACAUCUCUAUGUCCUACCAAUCUUGGUAUCGGUCGGAAUACCCGGAAACAUCGUCUCAUUUGUUGUCCUUGUAUUUUCCACCUUCCGAAAGAGCACCACGUCUAUUUACUUAGCCACCAUGGCCAUUCUUGACACGGUGAUUCUUAUUCUGAGCAUUUUGUGGUUCAUCAGCUUUUACCACCCAGAAGUAAAAAUAUUUCGCGAUGGCACGUGCCAGUUCAUCCAUCUUGUUUUCUAUUUCGCCAUCCACUUCAACGUACUGGUGUUGGUCGCCAUGACAGUCGAACGAUUCAUUGCUGUAGUUUUCCCGUUAAAGGCGCCGAGUCUAAUCUCAACGAAAAAGGCGUCCAUUGUGAUAACAGGGAUCGGGCUGUUUUCGUUCGCACUUAAUCUGCACCACGUGUUCACAAAGGGGAUGAUAACGAGUGCUGAUGGUUCUUCAAGUUGUUGGAUUGUCGGUGACGAACCAACCAAGUUCUUCGUCGGGAAAAUCUACCCAUGGAUCGAUUCGUUCAUCUACUCGAUCUUACCCAUGACGUCACUGUUUGUUCUAAACAUAGUCAUGAUAGUGACGAUGAACCGAGCCAUGCAGAGUCGACACACAAUGCACGGCUCUCGUUCAAACAGCAGCGGCGAUGUCGGCCAAAGACAGCUGACAGUGAUGCUACUAUUGGUCUCCUUUGCCUUUCUUGUUCUGACGGGACCAAUGGGAAUCCUGCUUCUGUUGAGUCGGUACACGUGGCAUCCGGAGACGCUUGGGGAGCUGGCGGUGUCGAAGUUGACGCACAGCGUCGUCGACAACAUGAUGUAUGCUAACCACGCUAUCAACUUCGUGUUCUACUGCAUGAGUGGACGCCGGUUUAGGGACGAGGUGAGGAAGAUGUUCUGUUUCACGUGCACGAGGAAAGAGGCGGCGCCGCUACAUCCAGGAACAUUUCAGAAUUCUACAGAGAUGGUGACAUCCGUUUCAACUAUUUUGUAG
This is a messenger RNA of Gigantopelta aegis, 1086 nucleotides long. Its product is annotated as growth hormone secretagogue receptor type 1-like. Gene Ontology annotation, cellular component: plasma membrane. The coding region runs from base 1 to 1086 and encodes 361 amino acids. Gene Ontology annotation, molecular function: G protein-coupled receptor activity. NCBI's taxonomy places the organism in Eukaryota, Metazoa, Mollusca, Gastropoda, Neomphalida, Peltospiridae. Gene Ontology annotation, biological process: G protein-coupled receptor signaling pathway. The record is from RefSeq and is a predicted model, not a curated record. The transcript has 2 exons.